This is a messenger RNA of Diorhabda carinulata, 1990 nucleotides long. Its product is annotated as beta-galactosidase-1-like protein 3. Bases 1 to 1683 code for a protein of 560 amino acids. Lineage: Eukaryota; Metazoa; Arthropoda; Insecta; Coleoptera; Chrysomelidae. Gene Ontology annotation, molecular function: beta-galactosidase activity. Gene Ontology annotation, cellular component: vacuole. Gene Ontology annotation, biological process: carbohydrate metabolic process. The transcript has 4 exons. The record is from RefSeq and is a predicted model, not a curated record.
AUGGAUCAGCCACAAGUCAUGUCUAAGAUACUAAUUUUUGUUUUCUUACUUAUAUUUACGGAUAGUUCAGUGUCAGAAUUACCUACUUUAUAUGAAUAUUUCACAAAAGACGGAAUCAUAACGGGAUUAAGUGAUAACCAUACUUAUUUUACGCUUAAUAAUAAAAACAUAACAAUAUUUAGCGGAGCCUUACACUAUUUUCGAGUGCCAAAAUUGUAUUGGAGAGAUAGAUUGAAGAAAUAUAGAGCAGCUGGUUUAAUAGCUGUGGAAACUUACGUGCCUUGGAAUCUUCACGAGUAUCAAAAUGGUCGUUUUGACUUUGGUUCUGAAGGGAGUGAUUUUGAGGAGUUUUUAAAUAUAGUCGAUUUUUUAACAUUAGCUAAAGAAGAAGAUUUGUUUGUUAUUUUACGUCCUGGUCCUUUCAUUGAUUCUGAGUGGGAUUUUGGGGGCUUGCCUAGCUGGUUACUGAGAUAUGAAGGAAUCAAAGUGAGAACGAGCGAUAGUGUUUAUAUAAAAUUUGUGGAAAGGUACUUUAAGAAGCUUCUUGAAUUGAUCAAACCGCUACAAUUCACUAAAGGUGGACCGAUAAUUGCACUACAAAUUGAAAAUGAAUAUGGGAACACAAACGAUCAUAUACAUCCAGUAGACAUCAACUAUCUCAAAAUUUUAAAACGAAUUUUACGUAAAAACGGAAUAGUCGAACUACUAUUUACUUCUGACACUCCCUCUAAUGGAUUUUCUGGUACCAUUCCGGGAGUUUUGGCCACAGCUAAUUUUCAAACACAACCAAUCAAAGAAUUGAGCCUUUUAAAGAAAUUUCAACCGAAUAAACCUUUAAUGGUGAUGGAAUAUUGGACGGGUUGGUUUGAUCAUUGGACAGAUAAGCACCAUACUAGAUCUGCUGAAGAAUUUGGAAUUGUUCUAGAGAAAAUAUUGAGUUACAAUGCUUCUGUAAACUUUUAUAUGUUCCAUGGAGGCACUAACUGGGGAUUUAUGAACGGUGCUGAACUAAAAAAUAAAUCUGUAUCAGAGAUUGACAAUAAAGGCUUCCAACCUAUAGUUACUACAUACGAUUACGAUGAACCUCUUUCAGAAGCAGGAGAUUACACAGAUAAAUAUUUUAAAGUGAAAGAAUUGAUUUCAACAUACAAUACCCUAAAAAUCAAGCAGCCUUCGAUGCCAGAGCUACACCGCCGUAUAAAAUACCCUCAGGUUGAAAUUAUUGGAGAAUUAUCACUAGAAGACAUUAUAAAUAAGAGUUUUCACUUGAACAUCGAUAAUUUAUUGUCCAUGGAAUUAUUACCAAUUAACAAUAACUCAGGACAAAGUCAUGGCUAUAUUAUUUACAGAAAAUCGAAUGUUUAUAUCCCAUCAAAUUCGACUUUACAAAUCGAGGGAAGAGUUUGUGAUACGGUGCUGGUGUUAAUAAACGGAAUAUUGAAGAAUAAAAUCCUGGAUUCGAAGGAAGAUCUUAUCAAUUUUGGUUUUUGGAAAAUGAAAGACUCUUUUCUUCAUCUUGGACCAGAGUCGUACCAUAAUGUUACCCUGGAUAUAAUAGUAGAAAAUUGGGGGAGAGUCAAUUACGGAUUUUUAGAACAAUUUAACCAGUUUAAAGGAUUAUGGCAAGGUAACGUGACUAUUAACAAAAAAAAUGUUCAUUUCAAUGAAAUUAUACCGUUAUAAUUCCAAAAGAAAUGGAUACAAAAAUUGCAAAAUUGGUAUAAACCUAAGUUCGGAGUGGGACCAAAAUUAUAUAGAGCUAUCAUAGAAAUUGAUGAUCCUAGUGAUACUUAUAUUGACAUGAGAGACUGGAAUAAAGGAAUUAUUAUUGUGAACGGCUUCGUAUUAGCAAGAUAUUUGAAACUGGGACCUCAAUUAAGUAGUUACUUUCCUGCUGCUCUUAUGCAUAAAGGACCAAAUGAAAUAUUAAUAUUUGAGCAUUUUGUACCUGCAAAAACGAUAAAAUUUGUAGAGAAUUUGAUUUUUAAGG